This is a messenger RNA of Tinamus guttatus (white-throated tinamou), 847 nucleotides long. NCBI's taxonomy places the organism in Eukaryota, Metazoa, Chordata, Aves, Tinamiformes, Tinamidae. The record is from RefSeq and is a predicted model, not a curated record.
CAUGACCAAGUCGUACAGCGAGAGCGGCCUCAUGGGCGAGCCGGGGCCGCCGCGCUGGGCGGAGGGGCGCCUCAGCCCCCGCGACGGGGAGCGCGACAAGGCGGAGGAGGAGCCGGAGGGGCUGCCCGGCGAGGCUGAGGAGGACGCGCUGCGCAACGGCGACGAGGAGGAUGAGGAGGACGAGCUGGACGAGGAGGAGGACGAGGACGAGGAGGACGAGGAGGAUGAGCAGAAGCCCAAGCGGCGCGGCCCCAAGAAGAAGAAGAUGACCAAGGCGCGCAUGGAGCGCUUCAAGCUCCGCCGCAUGAAGGCGAACGCGCGCGAGCGCAACCGCAUGCACGGCCUCAACGCGGCCCUGGACAACCUGCGCAAGGUCGUGCCCUGCUACUCCAAGACGCAGAAGCUGUCCAAGAUCGAGACGCUGCGCCUGGCCAAGAACUACAUCUGGGCGCUCUCCGAGAUCCUGCGCUCGGGCAAGCGGCCCGAUCUGGUCUCCUACGUGCAGACUCUGUGCAAGGGGCUCUCGCAGCCCACCACCAACCUGGUGGCCGGCUGCCUGCAGCUCAACUCGCGCAACUUCCUCACGGAGCAGGGCCAGGAGGGGGGUCGCUACCACGGCCCCAACGCCUCCUUCGCCGUGCACCCCUACCCGUACCCCUGCUCGCGGCUGGCCGGCCCAGGUCAUGACGUGCCUCCCCGGGAAGCUCAGCGGCUGAAGGCAGCACCUGGAUGCCCCGCUGGGUCUCCUCCGCCUCAGACUGCUGAGGAGAACCUCGAAGCACCUUCACUCUUUCACUCCAAGCUGCAUUUAGGCUGGAGAUCUCGCCCUUGGUGUUUGCCUUGGUGA